AUGGAUCCUAACACUGUGAAAAAGAUUGCCAAAAAUUAUUCCUACCAAUACGUGUGCCAAGGAGAUCCAAUAUGGCCAAACGAUUUGACUAUACCCUCAGGCUUCUUAGAAGAUGCUAUAAAAAACCGUGUAGACCAAGAAUGUGAGUCAAUAAAAGCUCUCAUUGAUCAAAGGGUGACCCUGAUUACUCUACCCUCUGCCCCCGAAAAGGUGUACAAAUGUCUCGAGCACAUCUUGAAUCAAUAUGAAGGAGAACACGAGCUUCACCAUGUCUUUGAUGUUCGGCGGCUUCCUAUACCAAGAUUAUUCAGUAUCUUACCAACACCUUCAGUGCACUGGAGAUCUUUGGCUAUCAGUGCAAACGCGUUGUCUGUCUUUGUCAAGAAUCCAUUGCCUAGAGGCUAUGCCAAUCAACUUCGAUUGUUUUACCAAGUAUUCAAUUUCAAAUUACUAGGCUAUAGCAGUAUUGAAGAACUGAUGCCUAAUGGAGAGAAUGACGUGCUGUUUGGCAAUAUCGUCAGGUCUGAUGGCUUCUGUGUUGAUUUUCUCUUUUAUAAAAGAACUUCUGGUACAACGGACGAAAUAUCAACAGUAAAUCACGAUUUGGGUAUAAAGGAUUUUACCAUAGAAGAGGUCACCCAAUUGUAUAGACCAAGUUUCCUUGACCCUGGCAGAAAGACAGUGUUUACUGCAGCUAUUGGACUAGAUCCUGAUGUACAUCAAGUGAGACGGUGCACAACAAAAGAGUACUACCAUUUGACAGGCUCCACAGUGUAUGCAAAGAAGUUGCAACAAGAAAAGGACACCGCCGGAAUCACCGCAAUUGAGUCUGCUAUACCUUCAGCGAAAACUGCCAGAAAUACCCAAUUUUUACGAUAUGUAGAUUACAUACUUGCAAACAUGGACACGUUGUUCACCUUUUAUGGCUUCAGUACUGCUAAACAUCGGUUUAACUUAUACCAAGGAAAACAAAGAGCUCCUGACAUGAUGGUCAACAUGUUGUUAAACGGCGGUGCUAAAUACAAUAAGAAGAAGCGUUUUGAAAAGAAGAACAAAAAACAAAAACGACAUAACAAGAAAACGAAGCGGUUGCACAAGAACAAAAAAAUAAGAAAGGAAAGAAUAAGCAACAGCAGUACAGAAAGCGAAAUAAGUGGAGACCUUUAA
Molecule: messenger RNA, 1167 nt
Organism: Mucor velutinosus
Lineage: Eukaryota; Fungi; Mucoromycota; Mucoromycetes; Mucorales; Mucoraceae
Exons: 3
Coding region: 1-1167 (388 amino acids)
Source: RefSeq, a predicted model, not a curated record